UUUCUCUGUUUCUUUAAUUUUCUAAUUUUUAAUAGUAGUAUAUUACUCAACAUUCCUAAUAAUUAUUCCUUCCACACGUCAGCCAAUUCCUUACUAGUUUUACUUCACUUUUAACCUGUCUCUCUUCAAACUCUGCAAAAAACUACUACUUCUUUCCAUGGUGGUUUCUACAAAACCAUUUCAGUGAAUGUAGUUUACUUUACAUCUGAGUUGGUUCACAGCUGGGGGAUUAUUAUUCAGCUGUAUAUAUGAUCAGAGCUGGUAAUGCUGUGUCUAUCUGGCAUGAAUUGGCAACAAGGGUGAUAAUUAAAGGGAGGAAGAUUGAAGGGUUUUGAUUUCCUUGAUUGAGGUUGUGAAUAACUUGAGGGUAAAAUUUUUGUAGGGAUCAUGUCAGCUCUCCAGAAAUGGAAGUUUUCAUGGUCCCUUGCUGUCGCCGUUGCUUUGAUUUUGUCGUUGGUUUCGGUUAUUCAUCUGUUUUUGUAUCCCUUGGUCCCAUCUUUGGACUACUUGAGCAUUAGGCAAGCUGAAAGUUCUUGCCUCCGAGUUAAUGGAUCGGUUGGCGUAAGUGAAAGGUAUGUUCCGGUGAAGGGAUUAGAUAAAGAAGUGAAACAGGGUUCUAAAGGGAAUAUUGAGCCACCUGUGGUUGAUUUGGCGGCUCGAUAUCCAGCUGAUGGACAUAAUGCUGUGGUUUACCGGGGUGCGCCAUGGAAGGCUGAGAUUGGGCGAUGGCUGUCGGGAUGUGCCUCAAACAUCAAGAACAUUGAUGUUGUUGAGAAAAUUGGUGGGAAGAGCUGCAAAAAUGAAUGCAGCGGUCAGGGGGUUUGUAAUCACGACUUGGGCCAAUGUCGAUGCUUUCAUGGUUUUGAUGGGGAAGGAUGUUCUAACAGAUCAAUACUAGAAUGCAACCGAUACCAUUCAGAAACGGAGCCAUACGGGAACUGGAUUGUGUCGAUUUGUUCUGCUACAUGCGACACUACCAGAGCCAUGUGCUUUUGCGGAGAAGGAACAAAGUACCCAAAUCGCCCGGUUGCCGAGGCAUGCGGCUUUAAAAUAAACUAUCCUUCUAAAGAGGGUGAUCCACCUAUCACCAACUGGACAGUGGCCGAUAAGGAAAUCUUCACUACAAAUAGUAGCAAACGAGGAUGGUGUAAUGUGGAUCCUUCCGAAGCCUAUGAUAACAAGGUUCGCAUCAAAGAAGAAUGUGACUGCAAGUACGAUGGCCUUUGGGGCCGAUACUGCGAGGUGCCCGUUUCAAGUGUUUGUAUCAAUCAAUGUUCUGGUCAUGGACACUGUCGCGGUGGUUUUUGCCAGUGUAAGAAUGGCUGGUACGGAAUAGAUUGCAGCGUUCCUUCUGUUUCAUCGCCCAUUGGGGAGUGGCCAAAUUGGUUGCGACCAUCACAUGUUAAUGUUCCGGAUAGCACUCAACCAUCGGGAAAUGGUGUCAAUCUCAAUGCGACAGUGAAGAAGAAAAGACCACUUAUAUAUGUUUACGAUUUGCCUCCAAAGUUUAACAGUCUCCUACUUGAGGGACGCCAUUUUAAGUUCGAGUGUGUGAACAGAGUAUAUGAUGCAAGAAAUGCUACGCUAUGGACAGAUCAACUAUACGGUUCACAGAUGGCAAUUUAUGAAAGCAUAUUAGCCAGCCAACACAGAACACUAAAUGGAGACGAGGCAGAUUAUUUCUUUGUCCCAGUUCUUGAUUCAUGUAUCAUAACUCGGGCUGAUGAUUCGCCUCACUUAUCCAUGGAGGAUCACCAUGGAUUGAGAAGCUCCUUUGCUCUGGAUUUCUAUAAGAAGGCUUACGAGCACAUUAUGAUGCAGUAUCCAUAUUGGAAUCAAUCAUCAGGAAAAGAUCACAUAUGGACAUUUUCUUGGGACGAAGGUGCUUGCUAUGCCCCCAAGGAGAUUUGGAACAGUAUGAUGUUGGUUCAUUGGGGCAACACAAACACAAAGCAUAACCAAUCAACUACAGCAUACUGGGCAGACAACUGGAAUCAUAUUUCUGUAGAGAGAAGAGGAAAUCACCCAUGUUUUGACCCGGAGAAAGAUUUGGUACUACCUGCAUGGAAAGUUCCUGAUGUACAUUCUCUAAAUGCCAAGCUCUGGGCUAGGCCUCUUACAGAGAGGAAAACACUCUUCUAUUUUAACGGGAAUUUAGGACCAGCUUAUGAACACGGAAGGCCCGAAGCCACAUAUAGCAUGGGAAUAAGACAAAAGGUAGCCGAGGAGUUUGGAUCCACACCCAACAAGGAAGGGAAGCUUGGAAAGCAGCAUGCAAAAGAUGUGGUUGUAUCAUCGGUACGUGCAAAUGAUUAUCACGAAGAAUUGGCGAAUUCGACCUUCUGUGGGGUUAUGCCAGGAGAUGGGUGGAGUGGUCGUAUGGAAGAUAGUAUACUUCAAGGAUGCAUCCCUGUCGUUAUUCAAGAUGGAAUCUAUUUACCAUAUGAGAAUGUUCUCAACUAUGACAGCUUUGCUGUUAGAAUUCGGGAAGAUGAUAUUCCAAACUUGAUACAUAUUUUGAGGAAUAUCAGCACGGCUGAAGUAGAAUUUAAACUGGCAAAUGUAAGGAAGAUCUGGCGAAGAUUCUUGUACCGAAACUCUAUCAUGCUAGAAGCCGAAAGGCAGAAUGCUACAAUAGGGCUUGUCGAAGACUGGGCUACGAACUUCUCAGAACUUAAAGAAGAUGAUGUAUUUACAACACUUGUACAGGUUUUGCAUUACAAACUGCACAAUGACGCUUGGAGACAACAGAAUGAGCCCCAGACGAAAGACUAUGGAUUACCUGAAGGAUGCGCGAUAAGAACAUAUAGCCAAGAGCAAAAUGCAGAGGAUGACUAAUUUCAAUCUAAAUGGGAAUGCUUGAACCUGAAGGGCUUGGAGUGAACUUCCAUCAUCUCACAUCUGUCUCUGUAAGAUGAUCACCUCUACAUUUCUUAGAGCUUAGAAGAUUUUAGUUAUAGAACAGGAGGCCAAGCCAUUUCCCUGUCGAAAAGUUGUGUUUGGAGAAAUAGGAGAGAUCUUCAUGAUUCAUUUGUUUGUUAUGUAUACCAAACACUAUAAUAGAGAAAUUUGUGCAUUGAUUGAAAUAAAAGUUGCAUUGGGAUUUUGUGUUA
Messenger RNA from Andrographis paniculata, 3113 nucleotides. RefSeq lists its product as uncharacterized. Lineage: Eukaryota; Viridiplantae; Streptophyta; Magnoliopsida; Lamiales; Acanthaceae. Gene Ontology annotation, molecular function: glycosyltransferase activity. The record is from RefSeq and is a predicted model, not a curated record. The coding region runs from base 388 to 2838 and encodes 816 amino acids. The transcript is spliced from 15 exons.